Molecule: messenger RNA, 674 nt
Organism: Amphibalanus amphitrite
Lineage: Eukaryota; Metazoa; Arthropoda; Thecostraca; Balanomorpha; Balanidae
Product: probable E3 ubiquitin-protein ligase HERC1
Exons: 4
Source: RefSeq, a predicted model, not a curated record
AAGUGUCCUCUGGGACGUUUUGCGAAAAUUUUUGAGUGUUUUUGUGCACUCCGAAUGAUAUUAUUUGCCAUAGCUAUCAGAAAAUCAUGAAGUAGACAUCUAUAUAACGCCUCAUCCUACCAAAAGGACCAUGGCUGGGCAGGGUGUGAAGAUCAAGUGGUCUGACCACCUCAACUCCUCCUGGAUUGGGGAGAAGCCCGAAUCAGUCUGCCACAGGGAGGCUGCCGAGGGUCUCUACGCCCGCCUCAUUGAGUCCAAGGAGGUGGUCCCACUGCACGACACCUGCCCGGCCCCACCGACCACCCGACUGCCCGACUUUGAGCCGGAGAGCGGCGCCAGCCGGGCCGACCACGAGGCGUUCGUGGGCAGUCUGCUGAGUGCCCAGCUCGGCCUGGCCGCCGCCGUGCUCGCCGACUCGCCGAUCUCCGGUCUGCUCAGACAGCGGCUCAUCGUGCUGCGCAGGAUAUUCCACGCGCUGGCCACCAAAUACCAUGACGCCGGAAAGAGCGUGUCCCCGUCGCCGGGCCGGCGGGACUCUGGCCGGGUGUGCGCGGACGGCGCCGGGACCGGCUCCGGCGGCGGACAGGCGGCGCUGGUGGCUAUGGGCGUCAAGACGGGCCUGACGCUGGUGUUUUCACUGCUCAGACAAAGCUGGGCGCAGCAGACCGGCGCCG